ACCCGAACCUGUGUGUGAAAAAAUACCCAAGUUCCUCCUGACCUCCUAUCCUGCUCGUCGAGUCGUCGUCAGUGGUCGCUCGAAUUCGCCCUCCGGCGCGAUCGCGAUGACCACGAUCCUCCGCCAUCUCCUCCGCGUGGCUCUACCUCCCGCCCCCGCUUCCCUCUCCAGUCACCUCCCCUUCUCCACCAGAUCUCGCCGCACCCCUCACCGCUUCCGCCGCAGUCCCAAACCGGCGCCGCCCUCCCCCGACGCCGUGUCCGCAGCUAUCGCAUCCCUCCCGUCCCGCCUCACCCCGCCCGUGCUCGCCUCCUUCCUAGCCUCCACCUCCGACGCCCGCCUCCUCCUCCCGCUGCUCACCCACUCCCUCCGCAUCCCCGCAUUCCGUCCCGACCCCGCCCCCUUCCUCGUCGCCAUCAAGCGCCUCGCCACCUCCGACCUCUACGAGGACUUCGACCGCACCUGCGCGCUAUCCUUCUCUCUCCUUCCCUCGCUCUCUUCUCCUGGCCCCCUCCUCCGCAACGCGCUUUACUUCUACUGCCAGUUCGGCAGGCUCGGCAAGGCCUUCCACGUCUACACCCUCAUGCGCGCUUCCGCCGACCCCGCAGCGCGCCCUUCCUCCGACACCUACCACGCGCUCUUCACCGCGCUGCUGUCGCGCGGAGGCGGCGACACCUUGGUCCAUUACAUGUACAUGGACAACGUGUCGGCGCUGUUCAGGCAGAUGCUCGAGGAGGGGAUCCCGCCGGACACGCGCACGCUCAACGUGCUCAUCAGGGGCUACGCGCAGUCGCUGCAUCUCAACGACGCUCUGCGCCUGUUCCAUCAGAUGCGGCCCCUGUACGGGUGCGAGCCGGAUGCGUUCACGUACAGCUACCUCGUGCACGGGCUGAGCGCGCAGGGUCGCACCAGGAACGCGCGGGAGCUGUUCGGUGAAAUGCGCGGGAGCGGUCUCCUGCCGACGGAGCCAGCGUGCAAUGCGUUCGUAGGUGCGCUGGCUAUGGCUGGGGAGGCUGCGGACGCAGAGCGGGUGAUGUGGGAGAUGGCCAGGGCCGGGAGGGUGGUGGAUGACAUCACAAGGAGAGCAUUGGUGGAUGAGUUGUCCAGGGCCGGGAAGCGGGAGGAUGCUGACAGACUAGCGAGGGAGAUGGAGCAGAAGGGCAUCGUGAGUGCUCGCGAGCUACGAGCACUGCUGAGUUCAAUCCGCGACGAUGGUGAUGACAAUUUGGAUGUGUAUGGUAGUGGGAGGAAUACAUGGUGACACUUCUAUUUCUCGGGAGACCAGCGGCCCUCGGCAGCCUUGUAACUUGUCCACGUCACCCUUAUGGGAUAUGGAUUGCGUGGUAUUGAAUCCGUUUAAAUUUAUAGUAAGUCAAUAUUCAUCUCAAUCAAUUUCAAUACACACUAAUCUAUAUGAAAAGGAAUAACCGAACAAGGUCUAGUAGAUUUUUUUAUAUUUAGCAUCUAUAUUGUUUGAUUCAAUCCUUGAUUGUUGUAUCUACAGCUUUUUUUCCCCAAACACGCUUAUCUCCACCUUCAUCAUGCUUGACAUCAACGGGGAAACCUUAUAAUGUUCCAUAAGUCAUUUUCACUGUUGACAUUAAAAUCAUUGACAUUUCUUUAUGUUGCUUUAGUUUAGUGUGUGUCUGUGAGUGGGUUUUGGGUGUGUGUUUUGUGCGUGAGCGUGUGUCUGGUCUGUGUUUUGUCUUGUGUUAGACUCUCGCGUGUUUGAGAAAAAAAAAUCAUUGACAUUGUUUUUUCAGACUCCUAUGUUUGUUUCAUCUUCUCUGACCCAAAUCCAAGACGCUUAUAUGUUGCUUCUGCACAGAGGAAGGGCACUGUCUAUUCAGCAUUUCACAACACUGCUCGCUCUAACCACAUAUCCUUGUUUCUGUUUCUUACGAAAUAGAUGCUCCUGUAGGAAGUGAGCGGUGCCUACCAGCGGCUGAGCAGCACAACGGGGAGAUCUAGAGUCCAACCAUGGAUAUCUUCAGUAUUGUGUCCACUAGACUACCAUCCUGCCAGCAUGGCCAUGCUUCCAAGUUCCAAGGUGUUUGAUCAAUGCCUGUAAAUUAGAUUUGUAUCCGCCAGUCAUGCCCGCGUGAGGCUGGCCGGAUGGAUACGGUUGUUUCUGACAUGUGAAUGGAUGCAGCCAAAUGGUCUCCAAAUAGCUUGUUUUGCAUCUGUUCAUGUAGAUUAUGUCCCUCGUGUGCAGUCAACCAAACAAGUGCUUAAACAUGGUCAACCCAUGUGAUGAUGCAGAACAAGACGGUACAGGUAACCAAUCACAUGGUAUGAGAUUAAAAUCUGAUGAUUCUAGUUUGGAUUCAUGAUUCCAAUCGCAUGACAGAUGCACAUGAAUCUGUAGCUCUGAAAUUACUUCAGACACCUGCAUUCGUUAUCUGAUGUAGUUUAUUAUUGUCUAAUAGGAUCACAGCACUGACCUCCAAAACUGUAUUUGCAUGUUAUUGCAGGAUAUUUGGCCUAUGAAUUAUGAUGCAUUUGAAUGUUACUUCUCUCUUCAGAUUAAAUAGAUGAGAUGUGAUUGUUUCUGGGGUCAGUGUAUGGAAAGAAGAGCAGAAAAUAAUUGUAAACACUAUCAGGAGGUUUGUGUUGACCACGAAGAAAUUUUGAUAUGGAAAAUGUAAAGGAGAACCAAAGUAUUAUAGCUCGAAAUUUCAUUCUGUACUUUUUUUUGUUCAAAACUGAACGUGAAAGUUCUUUGUGGUAAGGCCACCUAUGCAGAGUUA
Zea mays is the source of this 2750-nucleotide messenger RNA. RefSeq lists its product as uncharacterized. The record is from RefSeq and is a predicted model, not a curated record. Gene Ontology annotation, molecular function: protein binding. NCBI's taxonomy places the organism in Eukaryota, Viridiplantae, Streptophyta, Magnoliopsida, Poales, Poaceae. Bases 107 to 1261 code for a protein of 384 amino acids. The transcript is spliced from 2 exons.